AAUCACAACUGUGUGUUGCAGCAGGAGCUGGGUGCAGCUUUCAUCAAUUAACUGAGUACAUCCACUUGACAACAAUGUCUUCCAACUCUAACUUCAGUACAAUGCAGAGAGUGGUGGAGCAGCUGAGACUGGAAGCCAGUGUGGAACGGAUUAAGGUCUCACAGGCAGCAGCGGAACUUCAGCAGUAUUGCAUGCAGAAUGCUUGUAAGGAUGCACUGCUGGUGGGAAUGCCUGCUGGAAGCAACCCAUUCCGAGAGCCAAGAUCCUGUGCAUUGCUCUGAACAACCUCUGCCAUUAUAUUUGUCACUAAUGUGUUUCACACUUCCUGCCUUGAAAGAAGACUGGCUACGUUUCCUGUGCCAUUCCAACUGAUGUGGCAAAACUUCUUUCUAUAUUUAUUAAUUAUUUCAUACAGUGUUUUAUGAACUUUUUUGGUAAUAUUUGAACAGAAAUAAAAUUCUAUGAAAAAUGUGAGGUUUUUGGCUAACUUUUUUUAGGUAACCACACUGUUUUGGGUAGUUAUAAAUAUUAUGUUAUUCUCAGAGAAUGAGUUUGGACAGAUCUGAGAAACAAAGACUAAUCAGAUUUUUACAUUGUUUAAACCUUGGAUCUCCAGAUGUUGCAUGACACACUGGGGCAUAUUUAUGAAUACCAGACAAAGCUUUCUCCCUAAUAAAACAUACGCUUUGUGUGGUGUUAUAUUUAGCAUUUUUGGUCAUGGUUGCCUGUGGUCUCAUCUUAGGAGGUCUUUUGUCUGUCUUUCUGAUUGGUUAGUAAGGUGAGGCAUGAUCAUACAACUACCUAUGCUGACCACAAAUUAAUUGAAUCACAUACAAUCACACUUGUAAUAAUUAAAUUAAGAGUUAAUAUUAGUGUGCCUGGUUUACAGUUUCUCCCCAUGCAAAUGGCUCUCGUUUUUGGUUCUCUCACUGUGGUGAGAAACGUAACCAAAGACUUGUGAAAAUAAAUAUAUAUAAUUAUAUACAUG
This is a messenger RNA of Xenopus laevis (African clawed frog), 988 nucleotides long. RefSeq names its product guanine nucleotide binding protein (G protein), gamma 10 L homeolog (gene gng10.L). Gene Ontology annotation, molecular function: G-protein beta-subunit binding. Gene Ontology annotation, cellular component: heterotrimeric G-protein complex; plasma membrane. The record is from RefSeq and is marked provisional. Gene Ontology annotation, biological process: G protein-coupled receptor signaling pathway. Lineage: Eukaryota; Metazoa; Chordata; Amphibia; Anura; Pipidae.